Molecule: messenger RNA, 7680 nt
Organism: Arvicanthis niloticus (Nile rat)
Lineage: Eukaryota; Metazoa; Chordata; Mammalia; Rodentia; Muridae
Gene: Ubr2
Product: ubiquitin protein ligase E3 component n-recognin 2
Biological process (GO): protein ubiquitination; ubiquitin-dependent protein catabolic process via the N-end rule pathway
Cellular component (GO): ubiquitin ligase complex; cytoplasm
Molecular function (GO): ubiquitin protein ligase activity; zinc ion binding
Source: RefSeq, a predicted model, not a curated record
CGCUUGGGUGUUUUUGCCCCUCUCUUGGCGUUGAACGCGGUAGUGGCUAUCCGGAGUGCCAGGCCUGGGGUUCUCGGUGUCCUUCCCCGGGUCACGGGCGAGGAGGCGACUUGACUUCUGGGCGCCGAGCCCGGGCGCGCGUGCAAGCGGCUGCCGUCCCCGCUGCAGGUUCGCGUCCCGCUUUGCUCCUUGCGCAGCUCGGCUCGCGGCCGCCGGGACGGCCCGAGAUUGACGGCCCCGGGACAGGGUUGACCGUCGCGGCUGCGGGAGCAGAGGUGAAGCUGAGGCCCGGGGAGAGGCGACAGCGGCGAGAGCACCCGGGGAGAGGAGGAGGAGAGAAGAUGGCGUCGGAGAUGGAGCCCGAGGUGCAGGCCAUCGACCGCAGUUUGCUGGAAUGUUCUGCUGAGGAGAUCGCAGGGAAAUGGCUGCAAGCAACCGACCUCACCAGAGAAGUAUACCAGCAUUUAGCCCACUGUGUGCCCAAAAUCUACUGCCGGGGUCCCAACCCUUUUCCUCAGAAAGAAGACACACUGGCACAGCACAUCUUGUUGGGACCAAUGGAGUGGUACAUCUGCGGUGAAGACCCUGCACUGGGCUUUCCAAAGCUGGAGCAGGCAAACAAGCCUUCUCACCUCUGUGGCCGAGUGUUUAAAGUAGGGGAACCUACGUACUCCUGCAGAGACUGUGCAGUGGACCCCACCUGUGUUUUAUGCAUGGAGUGCUUCCUGGGAAGUGUCCACAGAGACCAUCGAUACAGGAUGACCACAUCAGGAGGUGGAGGCUUCUGUGACUGUGGUGACACUGAAGCAUGGAAAGAGGGUCCUUACUGCCAAAAGCACAAGCUCAACAGUCCUGACGCUGUGGAGGAAGAGGAUCCUCUCGUGCAUCUAUCAGAAGACGUGAUAGCGAGAACUUACAACAUUUUUGCCAUUAUGUUUCGAUACGCAGUAGAUAUACUGACCUGGGAAAAAGAAAGUGAAUUGCCUGAUGACCUAGAGGUGGCAGAGAAGAGUGACACCUACUACUGCAUGCUGUUCAAUGAUGAGGUUCACACGUAUGAGCAAGUCAUUUACACGCUUCAGAAAGCUGUGAACUGUACACAGAAGGAAGCCAUUGGCUUCGCAACUACAGUCGAUCGAGAUGGGCGUAGGUCUGUCCGAUAUGGAGAUUUCCAGUACUGUGAUCAAGCAAAGACAGUCAUCGUGAGGAACACCAGCAGACAGACCAAGCCGCUCAAAGUUCAGGUUAUGCACUCCUCUGUGGCCGCUCAUCAGAAUUUUGGUUUGAAAGUUCUGUCUUGGCUGGGAAGUAUUAUUGGAUACUCAGACGGCCUCCGCCGGAUUUUGUGUCAAGUUGGAUUACAAGAAGGUCCAGAGGGCGAGAGCUCUUCCCUGGUUGACAGGCUGAUGCUCAACGACUCCAGACUGUGGAAAGGUGCCAGGAGCGUAUACCAUCAGUUGUUCAUGAGCAGCCUGCUCAUGGAUCUCAAGUAUAAGAAGCUGUUUGCUGUUCGAUUUGCAAAAAACUAUGAGCGUUUGCAGAGAGAUUAUGUGACAGAUGACCACGACAGAGAGUUUUCAGUCGCAGACCUCUCGGUUCAGAUAUUCACAGUUCCUUCACUUGCUCGAAUGCUCAUCACAGAAGAGAACCUGAUGACUGUUAUCAUUAAGGCCUUCAUGGACCAUUUGAAACACAGAGAUGCCCAGGGCAGAUUCCAGUUUGAACGCUACACUGCCCUCCAAGCCUUCAAGUUCAGGAGAGUCCAGAGCCUUAUCUUAGAUCUCAAGUAUGUGUUGAUUAGCAAACCAACGGAGUGGUCAGAUGAGCUGAGGCAGAAGUUCUUACAAGGCUUCGAUGCCUUCUUGGAAUUACUGAAGUGCAUGCAGGGGAUGGACCCGAUCACACGUCAGGUAGGACAGCACAUUGAAAUGGAGCCAGAAUGGGAAGCAGCCUUCACGCUGCAGAUGAAGCUGACCCACGUGAUUUCAAUGGUGCAGGAUUGGUGUGCUUUGGACGAAAAAGUAUUAAUUGAAGCUUACAAGAAGUGCCUGGCUGUGCUGAUGCAGUGUCAUGGCGGAUUUACUGACGGUGAACAACCAAUCACACUCAGUAUUUGUGGACACUCGGUGGAGACCAUCAGAUACUGUGUUUCCCAAGAAAAAGUUAGCAUUCACCUCCCAAUUUCUCGCUUGCUUGCAGGUUUGCAUGUGUUAUUAAGCAAAAGUGAAGUGGCAUAUAAAUUUCCAGAGCUCCUACCUCUAAGUGAACUGAGCCCACCCAUGUUGAUAGAGCAUCCUCUUAGAUGUCUUGUCUUAUGUGCCCAAGUACAUGCUGGGAUGUGGAGACGAAAUGGCUUCUCUCUAGUAAACCAGAUCUACUACUACCAUAAUGUGAAAUGCCGUCGAGAGAUGUUCGACAAGGACAUAGUGAUGCUUCAGACAGGUGUCUCCAUGAUGGACCCAAACCACUUCCUGAUGAUCAUGCUCAGCCGCUUUGAACUCUAUCAGAUCUUCAGCACACCUGACUACGGGAAGAGAUUCAGUUCUGAGGUUACCCAUAAGGAUGUCAUUCAGCAGAACAACACUCUGAUAGAAGAGAUGCUCUACCUCAUCAUCAUGCUUGUGGGAGAAAGAUUCAGCCCUGGGGUUGGACAGGUGGGCCCCACAGAUGAGAUCAGGCGGGAGGUCAUCCACCAGCUGAGCAUCAAGCCCAUGGCCCACAGCGAGCUGCUCAAGGCUCUACCUGAAGACGAGAACAAGGAGACCGGCAUGGAGAGCGUCAUCGAGACCGUAGCACAUUUCAAGAAACCUGGGCUGACAGGGCGAGGCAUGUACGAGCUGAAGCCAGAGUGUGCCAAAGAGUUCAGCCUGUACUUUUAUCAUUUCUCCAGGGCAGAGCAGUCCAAGGCAGAGGAAGCUCAGCGGAAAUUGAGAAGAGAAAAUAAAGAAGAUACAGCACUUCCUCCUCCGGCCUUGCCACCGUUCUGCCCUUUAUUUGCGAGUCUGGUUAACAUCUUGCAGUCUGAUGUCAUGCUGUACAUCAUGGGAACGAUACUGCAGUGGGCUGUAGAACAUCAUGGAUCUGCCUGGUCAGAGUCUAUGCUGCAAAGGGUGCUGCAUUUGAUCGGGAUGGCUCUCCAGGAAGAGAAGCACCAUUUGGAGAAUGCUGUGGAAGGGCACGUGCAGACGUUCACCUUCACUCAGAAGAUUUCGAAACCUGGCGAUGCACCAAAUAACUCCCCAAGCAUCCUAGCUAUGCUAGAGACCCUGCAGAAUGCUCCCUCCCUGGAAGUCCACAAAGACAUGAUUAGGUGGUUGCUAAAGAUGUUUAACACAAUUAAGAAGAUAAGAGAGAGUUCAUCCAGCAGCCCCGUGGCCGAGGCAGAAGGAACCAUACUGGAAGAGAGCUCAAGAGACAAAGACAAAGCGGAGAGGAAGAGGAAAGCGGAGAUCGCCAGACUGCGCCGAGAGAAGAUCAUGGCCCAGAUGUCUGAGAUGCAGCGGCACUUUAUUGAUGAGAACAGAGAGCUCUUCCAGCAGACUGUAGAGCUGGACGCCUCUGCCUCUGCCGCUCUUGACAGCAGCCCUCCGCUUUCAGACGCAGCCCUUACAGCAUUGGGCCCGGCACAGACGCAGGUCCCUGAACCAAGACAGUUUGUCACCUGUAUAUUAUGUCAAGAGGAGCAGGAGGUCACUGGGGAAAGCAGGGCAAUGGUCUUGGCAGCAUUUGUUCAGAGAUCAACUGUGCUGUCAAAGGACAGAACAAAGGUCAUCGAAGAUCCAGAAAAAUAUGAUCCAUUAUUCAUGCACCCUGAUCUGUCUUGUGGAACUCACACUGGCAGCUGUGGCCACGCUAUGCAUGCCCACUGUUGGCAAAGGUAUUUUGAUUCCGUUCAAGCUAAGGAGCAGCGCAGGCAGCAGCGACUGCGUUUGCACACUAGCUAUGACGUGGAGAAUGGAGAGUUCCUCUGCCCACUCUGUGAGUGUCUGAGCAACACCGUGAUCCCCCUGCUGCUUCCUCCAAGGACCGUUCUCAGCAGGAGGUUAAACUUUUCAGAGCAACCAGAUCUGACUCAGUGGACAAGAACAAUAACCCAGCAGAUCAACGUGACACAGAUGCUAAGGAAAGAAGACAGUGCUGCUGACACGCCUUCUUCAGAGGACACAGAAGACAUGAAUAUAAUACCGAUCCCAGAAGGCUUCAGGCCUGAUUUUUAUCCUAGGAACCCGUAUUCUGACAGCAUAAAAGAAAUGUUGACGACAUUUGGAACGGCUACUUACAAGGUGGGACUGAAGGUUCAUCCCAAUGAAGGUGACCCCCGUGUGCCCAUCAUGUGCUGGGGGACCUGUGCAUACACUAUACAGAGCAUAGAAAGAAUUCUGAGUGAUGAGGAGAAGCCUGUGUUUGGACCUCUGCCUUGUAGACUGGAUGACUGUCUCAGGUCGUUAACACGGUUUGCAGCAGCACACUGGACAGUGGCGUUACUUCCCGUGGUACAAGGACACUUCUGUAAACUCUUUGCAUCCUUGGUGCCUAAUGACAGCUAUGAGGACCUCCCGUGCAUAUUAGACAUCGACAUGUUUCAUUUACUGGUGGGCCUGGUGCUGGCUUUCCCAGCUCUGCAGUGUCAGGAUUUUUCAGGAAGCAGCCUGGCCACUGGAGACCUGCACAUCUUCCACCUGGUCACUAUGGCGCACAUUGUACAGAUGCUCCUCACCUCACGUACAGAAGAGAAUGGCAUGGAUCAAGAGAAUCCCACUGGGGAAGAAGAACUGGCCAUUCUCUCUUUGCACAAAACACUUCACCAGUAUACUGGAAGUGCCUUGGAAGAAGCCCCCUCCGGCUGGCACCUGUGGAGGAGCGUCCGGGCUGGCAUCAUGCCUUUCCUCAAAUGUUCUGCUUUGUUUUUCCACUAUUUAAAUGGAGUCCCUGCCCCACCAGACCUUCAAGUUUCUGGAACAAACCAUUUUGAGCACUUAUGUAACUACCUUUCCUUACCAACCAACCUCAUUCGCCUUUUUCAAGAAAACAGUGACAUCAUGAACUCUCUGAUUGAAAGUUGGUGCCAGAACAGUGAAGUGAAAAGGUAUCUGAGUGGUGAGAGAGGAGCAAUACGCUACCCGAGAGGAGCCAACAGACUGAUAGAGCUUCCAGAGGACUACAGCAGCCUCAUCAACCAGGCCUCCAACUUCUCGUGCCCCAAAUCAGGUGGUGACAAGAGCAGAGCCCCUACUCUGUGCCUCGUGUGUGGGAGUCUCCUCUGCUCUCAGAGUUACUGCUGCCAAGCAGAACUUGAGGGUGAGGACGUCGGAGCCUGCACAGCACACACCUACUCCUGCGGCUCCGGGGCUGGCAUCUUCCUGAGAGUGCGGGAAUGUCAGGUGCUAUUUUUAGCUGGCAAAACCAAAGGAUGUUUUUAUUCUCCUCCUUACCUUGAUGACUACGGGGAGACUGACCAGGGACUCAGACGGGGAAAUCCUUUACACUUAUGCCAAGAGCGGUUUCGAAAGAUCCAGAAGCUCUGGCAGCAACACAGUAUCACCGAGGAAAUUGGACACGCACAGGAAGCCAACCAGACCCUGGUCGGCAUCGACUGGCAGCACUUAUAAUUGCUCCUCUACCAAAAACUUGACCUGGAAUUUUGUGACACAGCUGGCUUUUCCAGAAAGACAAGGACAAAUAAGUUCGGCUGAAUCUAUUUUGAAAUAAAUUCUUUAUUUAAGCUUUUCUUCCCAGUUUUAUUUUUUUAGUCUGGCUCCAGGAACUGGUGCAAAUCAGCUUACGCCAGAUUUUAUUACUGUGUCCCUCAGCCGCUCCCUGGGCUGAGCGCCCUUCUAGACCAGAGUCUGGCUCCUGCGGGCUCGCCUGCUUCAGUUGCCAGUAGCCUGAGCCGUCCACGUCACUGAUGGUGUUGAACUUGCUGGCUGUCCAGCAGAGGCCAAAAGGAGCCCUGGGGCCUGUCAGGACGACACAGCCCACCUUGGUGCCCCGAGGCUGAGAUGCCAUUCACCUCGGAGACCGGACCUCAUCCCCAGAGCAAAGCAGUUGAAUUUGAAGACCAGAUUCUCUUCUCCCCAUGGCCUAGAGGGCUGGGGACUCUAACAGGAGAGCCUAGGGUGGAUCACAGCUGGCUUUUUUCAUGGCUAUAGAUGGUUGGUUUUCACUAUCUAUGUCAAGAUUUUUGGCCUUGAGAACAUUACUCAAUUAAAGGGCUUUUUGAAACGGAAAGGACCUCCUUGUUUUUCAGACUGUAGCCUUCUGCCCUGAGCGUGUGCACCCUCGAGCAGACUGAGCGGACGAGCGAGAGCUCAGCUGAGUGCAGUGCUCCAAGCCUGUCAUCCCAGCACUGGAACGCUUAGGAAGCACUAGGGGUUCAAGGCUAGCGUCAAACCUGUUACAGCCUCGGGGCCAGCCUGGGUAACUUGAGGAGGCCCGGUCUCAAACCAAACAAAUCCACUGGUGUUUGAGCUGCCCUGCCCUGCCCUGCCCCACAGUGGAUCAGCUGUGUUGCUGCUUGUCCGCUGGCUGGUUUAGGACAUUCCUCGGCCUGUGCGCACAAACGUCUGUCCUUUUUAGGUAUUUUUUUAAGAGGUGCCUUUCUAGAACUAUAGCCACUUGGUGCCGCAGUUGCGGCUCUGGCACGCCGCACACCUAUUUUCUCGUCUGACAGACGUGUGUAGAGAAGUCACAUAGACAUGGUGACAGCAGGUUCAGCAGAGGGAUGAACUCCAGUCUCCAGGAACAGAAAGGGGUUUGCUUUCAGCUUCUCUUACCAUCAAAGAACCUUUCACUCAGCCUUUCAAAUCGCAUCCACAAGUUCUGUUCCACUCAGCUGUAUCCUUGCCUCAGUAUCUCAGGAGGGUCAGAAAUCCAGACCAGAGGCUCAAAGAAAUGCAGAUAGCGCAGUCUCCAGGAUCACGUGAGGAGCUGCCUCGACUUCAAAGGGUGAACUUCAGUUAGCUCUUCAGCGUGCCACAGGCUCAGGAACUGAGAGGGUUUGCAACAGAAACCCAAUCUAGACUCUCCAUGGUUUCCCUCUCUCUAGCCUUCCCUUGACAUCGUCUGAAUGGGCUGUGGAUGGUGUAACUGACGCUUCUUUUGACCUUUGACACAUGCCGUUUCUUUAGAUUUUAAAUUCAGCUUCUGUUGACUCUUCACCUUCCAUUUGCCAGGCUUAAAUGUAGAAUUCUGGGGAUAUCUCUAGGCUGAGCCUAGGGCAGAGCACUUGCCUAUCGUGAGGGAGGGCCCAGGUUCAGCCCUGGUGCCAACCCAAAAGGAAAAAAAAAAUCAUGAGCACAGCUUGCUUCUUCUAAGCAGGCUGUAAACAUCUCCACUGGUCAUGCUUCCACUCUGAUGCCUGACUCCACGGGAGCCUGGGAUUAGCAGAGGGUGGCCCUGAGUCGUACUCCAGGGUCUGGGCAGUGAUGUCCCAGGGAACUGCAACCCUCACACUGUGGCAAUGUCCUGUUUGCUCCUCUCCUGCCGACACAUCUUACUUUUUUUGUUCCGCAUGUUUUUGUUGUAGAAAUGUUUAUAUAACAUGCUUUCCAUAUCAGGGAAAAUCAUAUGUUUAAUAAAUUGGCUAUAAUUUUAAUAACUGUGGACAAUUGUAAAAUUUGGAAUGUAUCAUAUGUAAAAAGUUUAAAGAUAUUCAAAUAAAUGCUUUAGGUGUUGACAUUG